This is a messenger RNA of Fusarium keratoplasticum, 1101 nucleotides long. Its product is annotated as PKS-ER domain-containing protein. The coding region runs from base 1 to 1101 and encodes 366 amino acids. The transcript has a single exon. The record is from RefSeq and is a predicted model, not a curated record. NCBI's taxonomy places the organism in Eukaryota, Fungi, Ascomycota, Sordariomycetes, Hypocreales, Nectriaceae. Gene Ontology annotation, molecular function: oxidoreductase activity.
AUGUCGGAAACCCAGACUGCAGCGGUAGUUGCGAGCUUCGGCGAACCAUACAUCUUGAAGCAGAUCCCACGCCCCGAAAACCCGAAAGGGCCUGACCUGCUCAUCAAGGUCCUCGCAGCCUCAUACUGUCACACAGAUGCCGUAUUCGCUGCAGGGCUCUUAUCUCAGGACCUGCCCCGGAUAGGGUGCCAUGAAUUUGCUGGAGAGGUGGUAGCGGUAGGCCCUGAAGUCCGGGGUAUCGCGGUAGGCCAGAGGGUGGGAGUACCAGGCCGGGCGUACCAUCCUUGCGGCUCUUGCUACGAAUGUACGCAUCCCGGGCAGGAUGAGAUGGGAUACUCGCCUUACUGUCCUCAAGCUGGAAACCUGGGUUUGACACGGGAUGGAGGGUUCCAGGAGUACUGCCUGGUGGACAACCGGCAGAUCGCCCCCCUUCCUGAGAGUCUGCACGCAACGCAAGCUGCACCGCUGAUGUGCGCUGGCCUUACCAUCUGGAGCGCUCUUCAACAUGAAAAAGUGAGAAGAGCGCAGCGAGUUGGCAUCAUUGGUGCGGGUGGCGGGUUGGGCCACAUUGGAGUGCAAUUUGCGGCAUACCUUGGCAAAGAUGUUCUCGCCAUUGAUGCUGCAGAUCAGGCCCUCCAGCUUGUCCAGCAGGUCAAGGCCGACCUUGGUGAAGCGGGAAAGAGAGUGCAUAUAUCCGAUGCCCGGAGCGAGGACCUGGAGACCAUGAAAUCCAUGGGCUGCUCCACAGCCGGCAUUGCGCCCACGGAGGUUGGGUUGGACGCCGUUAUCCUCCUCUCAGAAUUUCAAAGAGCGUUCGACAUGGGCAUGAAGCUCCUUCGGAAUCACGGGACCAUGGUCGUUGUCAGCUUCCCCAAGGAAAAGUUGUCAGUCAGCGCACAUGACCUUGUGUUCCGCGACAUUGCCGUGGUUGGAAGCUUGGUCGGAAGAAAUCACCAGUUGCGAGAGAUGCUGGGCUUUGUGGUGAAGCAUCAGGUUCAGGUUCGGGUCAAGACAUUUGCCUUUAACCAACUCAACGAGCUCGGAGAGCAAUCUCACCAGGGAGAGGGGGGCAAACUUGUCAUUGAUAUGACACUCGGGUGA